Messenger RNA from Trypanosoma theileri, 270 nucleotides. RefSeq lists its product as uncharacterized. The transcript has a single exon. The record is from RefSeq and is a predicted model, not a curated record. Lineage: Eukaryota; Euglenozoa; Kinetoplastea; Trypanosomatida; Trypanosomatidae. The annotation marks the transcript as partial.
GUGGAUUGUGUGAAACGUAUGUACGGAAUGUGUUGUAAGGAAUAUCAAAUUGUCCAGCAAGGCGCAGAAUUAACUCGUGCAUGUGAAUUUGUUUGCCUUAGUCCCUAUACAUACUGGGCGAUGUGGGCUAAAUUAUAUUGCAGGGCCCAAUGGAUAUGGAAUCAACUCAAAAUGGAUGGCUGUGAUGAUGUUGCAGAUGAGCUCAAUGGUACAAUGGGAACGUUUUGGGAUCGCACGGAUGAAGCUCCAAUUGGAGCCUUUGACACUUUU